AUGUGGAUCCCUGAAUCGAAUAAUAGGAACUGCACCGUUAGCGAGGACCACAUCAAGACUGCCUUUAAGGUGGCAAACUGCUUGAUCCUGUCCGCCACCUCCCUUGUGGGUGUGGCGGCCAACGUCUUUGUCAUCCUGGCCGUGUACAACCAGAAGUCCCUGCAGACGUGGAACAAUGCCCUGGUGGUCAACCUGGCGGCCAUCGACAUUCUGAGAUGUGCAUCCGAUUGUCCCGUGCUCUUGACCAUAGUGCUGCACACUCACGGGCGAGGCGGCACUCACCGGUUGAUCUGUGAUGCCCAGGUGGCCUCCUUCUCCUUCUGCUGCUGCGUCCAGCUCUUGACACUGGCUUGCAUCAGUGCCGAGAGGUAUCAGGCAAUUGCUCAACCCUUUAAAACCGCUGAGAGAAAGAAACGGAUAGUGUUCUUGAUCCUCCUCAUGUGGACUCUAGCCACGCUGGUGGCUGCCAUUUGUUUGAUCUUCGUGAAGGACUCACCUGUGCAUGCGAGGUGCAAAGGGUCAGCACAGGGAGAAGCGUCUUCUUACGACACCUUUGGGAUUUACAUUUUGUUCCCACUGUGGGCGGCUUGCUUUGGCGUCAUCAUCGGGUUCUACGCUCGCAUCUUUGCCCUGGUUAGGGCACACAAUCGUAAAAUAUUUGACAAAGGCGUCUUCCCUGUUGUGAAUAAUGAGGAGAGAGGACAUGGAGAGCCAAGCCAGCACCAAAACAAGCCAAAUUCCACGCCAACAAACGCUCCAAUGCAUGUCUCAAUCAGGCGGGGAAACAAGGGAGGGUUAAAAGCCGCAGAGUCAGGAGCAGAACCUCAUCCUCCCCAGGUGCCGCUGCCUCAAAAAGCUGUUAAAGCCCAGGGCUUAAAGCUGGGUGUUGUGGAGGCUGCAGGAGCAGAACCAUCUAAUGGAGACGUGGCGGCCAGUGUUAAGAGCUCAAUCACUAAGCCCAAUAAGCUGCCAGGCAAUUGCGGCUCUGAGAAGCAAUCCUGCCAGAGGAUGACAGUUGACAGAGUACCUUGGGAAGUGAAAGCAACAAGCCUUCAUGUCUGCACCUCGCUGCAUUCGCCCAAAGCUCCUCCAUCCAAAGCUCCUCUCGGCCUGAUUGAGGGCAGCAAUGUCGUCUGUGGCGAAUCACUGGUCGCAGUGGAGCAAGCCUCCCUGCCACCUACGGACUCAAACAACAGCCCAGAAGCAGCCAGAAUAGAAGGAGCCGUUUGCAUGAUGCCAUCCAAGGCCAACAAGGAGAGAGCCAACAAGAGGAAGGAAAGCAAGAUGGCUAAACGAGCAGGUUACAUCAUCCUGACCUUCCUCUUGUUCUGGCUGCCUUUAAUCACAACCAUCCUCAUCAACUUUAUUGUUCACAACAACUACAACACACAGGAUGCAACAGUGCAGGAAGUGGAGCUCCUGUCAGUGUCCAUCGCAUGCAUCACGUCACUCAGCAACCCAAUAACAUACGCCGCAGUCAACCCUCAGUUCAGCACAGAGUUUUAUCGCCUCAAAAACAAGCUCAGAUCCACGCUAGUCUGCCGUUGA
Messenger RNA from Dunckerocampus dactyliophorus (ringed pipefish), 1548 nucleotides. RefSeq lists its product as uncharacterized. The record is from RefSeq and is a predicted model, not a curated record. Gene Ontology annotation, biological process: G protein-coupled receptor signaling pathway. Gene Ontology annotation, cellular component: membrane. Gene Ontology annotation, molecular function: G protein-coupled receptor activity. The coding region runs from base 1 to 1548 and encodes 515 amino acids. NCBI's taxonomy places the organism in Eukaryota, Metazoa, Chordata, Actinopteri, Syngnathiformes, Syngnathidae. The transcript is spliced from 2 exons.